CUUGCGUGAAGUAUGGGAACAGUUGGAUGAUGAUCGAGAAAAUAAAGUGCCAUAUCCACCGGAUUUCUACCCAGGUGGGAAUUACAUUGAUCUUCCUCGUGGUGAAACUCGGUACUGGCUAUUUGGUCCCGAGACAGGAGAGAAGGUGAGAGUAGUAUUUGUUUUGAACAGCUUUUAUUGGAAUUUAAAUAACAGAAAUAUUUUUCGAACAGGCAUUACCAUCCCCUCAGUUGUUUUCAAAGAAAUUGCGACAUACCUUGCAAAAAAAGAAUUUCGUGUUUUGAUUUAUGACUUAUACGGAAGAGGAUAUAGCACCAAUCCUGGAUGUGAUUGCGACAAAACAUUGUUCGUCGACCAACUUUCAGAUCUUUUAGAUAGAGUUGGUUUUGAUAAAACGAAUGUUGUUGGAUUGUCAAUGGGCGGUGCCAUUUCAGUCUUGUUUACACAAAAAUAUCCGGAAAAAGUGGAGAAAUUAGCGUUGAUUGCCCCCGCUGGGUUAAUGGAAUUCACGGACCUUCCUUUUGUAGGGAGAAUUCUUACUUUUCCUGGUGUCUCACAGUUGUUGUGUUAUCCAAUAAUGAUG
Ambispora leptoticha is the source of this 583-nucleotide messenger RNA. NCBI's taxonomy places the organism in Eukaryota, Fungi, Glomeromycota, Glomeromycetes, Archaeosporales, Ambisporaceae. The record is from the annotation of a GenBank genome assembly.